UGUAUACGUGGAAGAAGACCGACAUCAUCUUUGAUAUUAUCGUCCCAGUAUUAUUUUGGUGUUUGGCCGCUUUAUUUAUUGGUCUUUUUAUUGCCGAUCUGAUUUUCUUUUGGAUUCAAGCCAAACUCGAAUGAAGGAAGGAGAAUAUGGGCGGCUAGAGGGAUGGAGAGGAGCACGAGUGGAAAACGAUGUUAAAGGAGUAAGUACAUUUCUACUGGCCUUUUUCAAUUCCAAGAAGCAAGUCGAACGAUGAUGGUGCCUGAAAUUGUUGGAUUUGAUUGGUUUUCUCGACUACGACGACGACGACGACGACGACUACGACGACUACGACGACUACGACGACGAUGAUAAUGAUGAAUAAUGAUGAUGAUGAUACUAAUGAUGACGAUCAGGAUGAUGAUCCUAAACAAACACAAAAAUUUGCUGUUGGUGAUCACGAUGGUAUACUGCAAGUCUUUGGUAUGAAGAAAGGAGAAUUACAAGCAUUAUUCAAAUCUCUACCCGGUCCAAAAAUUAAUAAAAUGAUUCUUGGAGGUUCCUUGGGAAUGGCAAGGGAUAAGAUUUUUAUUGCCUACGGAAAUUCUGUUAAAGGUUUUACCAAAAAAGGAAAAUUGUUUUUAGAAUUUGAUACAAGUCUAUUAGAUCCUAUUUCUGCUUUAUAUGUGCUUGGUCCAAAUUUAGCAGCUUGUGCUAGAGAUCUUUAUCAUAGAUAUCAUGAUUGUAAAGAUGCAGAUUCAUAUUUGGCUGGAGAGAUAUUACACGAUGUUGUACUCUUACCAAGUGACAAUUCUAUGGUAUAUGCCAUUCUUGCUUGUGGCGAUUGUGCAGUACGUGUUUUACAUGGUACUAUGAGGCCAACAGUUUUAAGACUCCCAAGUAUUCCAACAGUGCUUGCUGUAUAUAGGGAAAAAGAAACGGAGUCAACAGAACGUGUUUUGUUAGGUACUAUCGAUGGUAGAGUUGGUUUAUUAAAUCUUCAAGGGAAUAAAACAUUGAGAAUUACUUGGUUGAUUAAUUCAAUGGGAUCUGAAAUUACUACUUUGGAUACAUUCGAAUUGCAAGAUGGUUUGGAUAUAAUUAUUGGACGACAAGAUGGAAUUGUUGAAGUCUUUACAUUUCCAGAUGAAGAUACGUCACCGUGUUUACGUUAUCGUUAUAAUGCCGGCGAAAGUAUUAGCACUGUUACCGGAGGAAUCAUUGGUGCCACCAAUUAUCCUGAAGUUCUUGUUACUACUUAUUCUGGUAAAAUAUUUGGCCUAACUACUAAACCUCCUGGUCUUUUAGAAGCUGGACAAAGCGAUACUGUCGUAGCAAAAUUGAAACUUGAAAUACAACAAUUGGAAGAAAAACUUAUCGAGGAAAGAGAAACUGCUAACUUUACAGCCGAUCCUUUAGCACCUUUAAUAUUGGCCGUAAAACAUAGAAUGGCCUUAUACGAAGAAGAUGCAUCGUAUUCACUUUCGGUAGAACUUGAUACAUCGAUAGAUAAUAUUCUCAUACAAUCGGACACACCGAUAGUUUUAUUAGACGUAGAAAAUAAUAGUGCAGUAGUAAGUUUAUCCGUAUGCAAUCCAAAAGAAGGAAACUUUGUACUUGCUACAUAUAGAUGUCAAAUUAAUACCAAUCGUCUUGAAAUGAGAUUACGAACGAUUGAAGGCCAACCAGGUACAUUACAAAUUUAUGUUACAUCACAGGUACAGCCAAAAUGUUGUCGUAGAAUAUCAAUACCUAUAUAUGCAUUAUCCUUACAUAAAAGACAACACAUAGAAGACGAUGCGGAUAUAUUGUCAGGAGGACCUUUUAAUGAAUUAAGAUUGAACGGUGGUUUUACAGUUGCUGAGAUGCAUGCAUGGCUUUCUCUUGUAUUACCCGAUGUUCCCGAAAGACCUCAUUUAUAUGAAAAUGAAGCCAUUUUAACGUAUAAAUCAUCUUUUAUCGGAACAAUAUUGAAGUGUAGAUAUAAAAAAGGAAAUGCGAUAUUUUUGGGAGAAAAUAUAUCAAGCAUUAUAAUACUUAGAGAUAUAUUAACGAGGGAGGCAACAAAGCGAAAAAUUAAAUUAGAAGUAUUUUGUGAUGUUUCUGUUGGAAGUAUAUCAAGAGUAUUAGAACUCAUCCGACCUCAAUUAGAUGCUGUUUAUGAAUUAAUUGAAAAAAUUAAGAUUUUAGAUGCUCUUGAAGAAUUUGAAUUGAAGGCAAAUCCAAAAGAAAAUUUAUGUUCGCAGUAUCAAGAUUUAAUUGCAAAUGAACAAAACAUUAGAACAAAAUUGACAAAGGAUCCUGAUAUUUUAAAUAGAUUACAUGGUGUAAUAACAGAUUUAUAUGUUGACUGGGAACGAGCAAGGGGAGCUCGAAGAAUUAGCAGUAAAACUGCUGCGGAAAAAUUAAAUGAUUCGCUUGAAUCAAGAGAUUUCGUUCAACUUUUGCAAAUUUUUACGGGUAACGUUGUUUCCACAUGAGACGUUUAAAUUGAUAAUAAUAUUGGAUGGUUUAUAUGUAGGAUUCUUAUUCUGUACUUUCCAGUUGGCAUAAAUUACAAAAAUCCGAGGAAAUAAUUAUAGAGAAAAAUAAAAUUAUUUCGCUAUGAAGAAAUAAUGAAUAAGGUAUUUUCUUAUUCAUAAUUUUUCUUAUCAUUUUAUGAUAUUUCCUUAUAUUCACGUGGAUGAAAUUAUACAGUUCUCUUAGUUUACUUGAUGUAUAAUUACAUAAAAAAGUAUUGCCUGAAAUGUGAAAAAAAAAAUAAAAAUAAUAAUAAUAAAAAAGAAACAAAGAAAAAAAAAAAAAAAAGAAAAAAAAGAAAAAAAAAAAGAAAGAAAAAGAGAUGAUUUUUAAUGCGAUAAAUAUCAUUGAGAAAUCAAUUGUAAUAAUACAUACAUAUUAUCGGUUGUACGAACAACCGCCUCCAAUGGAUCUCUCUCGGAAUUUCCAUCAGCCGUUGUUGUUACGGUAUAUUCCAAAGUUUGUCCACCGGCAUGCGGCAAAAUACUUUCUGGAUUAUCAUCCGGCGGGACAAUUUCUACGACACCCGUUGCUUCUACCUCAAGUUUUAAAUCUCUUACAAGAUCCUGAAUAGUUUUAGCUUGUGCACCUUUGUCAUUAUCUUCCUCAACAUUUUUCCCAGUCAUUAUUCUAUUUAAAGGCCUGUCAGAUCUUCCUCGUGAAUGUGUAUGCAUAUGCCUUUUCAUAUCACUUCUUACUCUAAAUGGUUUCCCACAAACCGUACAUGGAUGUGGCUUUUCACCCGUAUGUAUACGACGAUGAUUUUGUAAAUAACUACUUGCUCUAAAUGUUUUAUUACAGUAUUCACAACGAUAAUUUUUUUCACCUGUAUGGAUACGUCUAUGGACAAUUAAAGAAUAUUUUCGUGCAAAAUCUUUACCGCAAUAUUCACAUUGAUAUUGUUUUUGUUCUGAAUGAAUACUCGUCGAAUGAUAUUUAAGAUCACCCCAUUGUCUAAAAUGACGACCACAUUCCUCACAUUUAUAUGGUUUAUCACCGCUAUGAAGUCGUUUGUGUACCUAUAAAAGACAAAUUAAUUAUCAAUGAUUGUAUGUUUAUAUCAUUAAAAUGUUUUAUAACGUAAAAAAAAUUAUUAUUAUAUUUAAUUACCUUUAAUGCACUAGCUGCAAAAAAACUUUUUCCACAGACCUCGCAUUGAUGCGGUCUUUCACCACUGUGCGAUCUCAUGUGAUAAACAAGACUGUUCUUAUGAUGAAAUGAUCGAUCGCAUUGAGGACACGUUAAUUCGUCGUCUAAGAGAUAUAAUAAUAUUAUAUUCAUUAAAAAUUAAUCACAUAGUAUUAUAUAGUCACUGUUGAUAUUAUUAAAAAAAUGUUUUUUUUUUUUUUUUUUGAACGUAUACGCACUCGAUUUUCGGGUUUUCAAAGAUUUCUUUUUUUUUGCUGUCUGCGGGAUAUCAGUCUUUUCUUUUUCGUGUAAAUUUUGUUCAGCAGUAGUAGACGUUCUAACAUGGUCCCUAUGUACAUGAUCGGUAACAUCUGUUAUAGCCCACAACAUAGAUUCAUUAUUUGUAGUGGAUAAUGGAGAUUCCGUUUCAUCGUUAAUAUGCGCUGCUGUUUCUUCCACUAAUUAAUAAAAAGUAAAUAAAUAGAUUAUUUUAAGUUAUAUAAAGAUAAACAAAUAAAAAAAUAUAUUAUUUGAGAA
Molecule: messenger RNA, 4161 nt
Organism: Vespa velutina
Lineage: Eukaryota; Metazoa; Arthropoda; Insecta; Hymenoptera; Vespidae
Product: Bardet-Biedl syndrome 7 protein homolog
Exons: 15
Coding region: 345-2456 (703 amino acids)
Biological process (GO): intracellular transport; cilium assembly; intracellular protein localization
Cellular component (GO): neuron projection; axoneme; membrane
Molecular function (GO): protein binding
Source: RefSeq, a predicted model, not a curated record